UUAUCUUCAAGAUGGAAGUAAGUGGAGUAGUAUUGUGGGUAAUUGUGUUGGUAUUGGUAUGGUAUGUAUUGAGGUUCUUGAAUUGGGUGUGGUUUAGACCAAAGAAGAUGGAGAAGCGUCUAAGAGCACAAGGCCUCAAAGGAAGCUCAUAUAAGUUGUUGUUUGGUGACUUGAAAGAGGUGGUGAACAUGCUAAAAGAUGCCAAAUCGAAACCUAUAAAUCUUAGUGACAAUAUAGUUCCUCGGGUAGUACCUUUCGACUAUAAAUCCCUCAAUACCUAUGGCAAAAUUUGUUUCACAUGGUUGGGGCCGAGACCUUUGGUGCAUAUAAGUGAACCUACUAUGAUAAAGGAAAUCCUGGCUAAGAAUUACGAAUUUCAAAAGAUGAGGGGAGGAAAUCCACUAGCAAGAUUGCUAGGGACUGGGCUAGCAGACGCCGAGACCGAUCGUUGGGCUAAACAUAGAAAGUUGAUUAAUCCUGCAUUUCAUGUUGAGAAGCUUAAGCAUAUGGUUCCUGCAAUUUAUAUGAGUUGUGCGGAACUGGUCAACAAAUGGGAAGAAAUGUUACCUAAGGAAAGCUCAUGUGAAAUAGAUGUGUGGCCUUAUUUACAAAGGUUAUCCGCCGAUGUAGUUUCACGUACUGCAUUUGGUAGUAGCUUUGAGGAAGGAAGAAAAAUUUUCGAACUACAACGAGAACUUGCAGAGUUGGUCAUACAAGCUUUACAAUCAAUCUACAUUCCGGGUUCUAGUUUUUUGCCAACAAAAAAGAAUAAGAGGAUGAAGGAAAUUGACACACAAGUGCAAGCUUCUAUAAGGAGUAUCAUCAACAAACGAACUAUUGCAAUGAAAGAGGGUCAUAAUAGCAACGAUGACUUGUUAGGCAUACUUUUGGAAUCCAAUAACAAAGAAAUUAAACUACAGGGGAAUAUAAGUUUUGGGUUAAGUAUCAAUGAAGUUAUCGAAGAGUGUAAGCUUUUCUACUUUGCAGGCCAAGAAACCACCGGAAAUUUGCUUGUUUGGACUUUGAUCUUGUUAGCUCAACACACAAAUUGGCAAGCACGUGCUAGAGAUGAAGUUUCACAAAUUUUUGGGGAUAAGAAGCCAGAUAUCGAUGGUUUGAAUCGUUUAAAGAUUGUUAACAUGAUACUCAAUGAGGUUCUUAGACUUUAUCCUCCGGUCGUAGCACUAGGAAGAAUGGCACAUCAAGACACCAAAUUAGGGGACAUCACGAUACCAGCCGGAUCUUUUAUUCAAUUGCAAACUUUGCUUUUGCACCAUGAUCGUGAUAUAUGGGGUGAUGAUGCACACGAGUUCAAGCCCGAAAGAUUUUCUGAAGGCGUGUCAAAGGUGAUGACCAAAGGGCAAACAUCAUACCUUCCCUUCGGUGGGGGGCCACGUAUAUGCAUUGGACAAAAUUUUGCUUUGGUGGAAGCAAAAAUGGCACUCACAAUGAUCUUACAACACUUUGAGUUUGAACUCUCGCCAUCAUAUUCACAUGGUCCUCAUACCAUCGUCACUCUUCAACCUCAGUUUGGCGCUCACUUAAAUAUGCGUAGAGUUUGAUGGAUUUUGACAUUUCAGUAUAUGUGUCUACAUAUAUGUAGUAGCACUAUAUAUAAGCCUAAAUAUAUAUGUCUUGCAUACUGUGUAACUAUGUAAGGUUUUCCAAUAAUUCAGAGCUACUCAACAUCUUAAUAUUUUCACUAUCA
Molecule: messenger RNA, 1708 nt
Organism: Erigeron canadensis
Lineage: Eukaryota; Viridiplantae; Streptophyta; Magnoliopsida; Asterales; Asteraceae
Product: cytochrome P450 CYP72A219-like
Exons: 5
Coding region: 12-1562 (516 amino acids)
Molecular function (GO): monooxygenase activity; heme binding; oxidoreductase activity, acting on paired donors, with incorporation or reduction of molecular oxygen
Source: RefSeq, a predicted model, not a curated record